This is a messenger RNA of Nematolebias whitei (Rio pearlfish), 438 nucleotides long. RefSeq names its product ribosomal protein S6 kinase alpha-2-like. Gene Ontology annotation, biological process: protein phosphorylation. Lineage: Eukaryota; Metazoa; Chordata; Actinopteri; Cyprinodontiformes; Rivulidae. The record is from RefSeq and is a predicted model, not a curated record. The coding region runs from base 73 to 438 and encodes 121 amino acids. The transcript has 4 exons. Gene Ontology annotation, molecular function: protein serine/threonine kinase activity; ATP binding.
GACGGAGUCGAGGAAAUUAAAAGGCAUCGCUUCUUUGCGUCUAUAGACUGGGAUAAGUUGUACAGGAAAGAAAUGAGGCCUCCGUUCAAACCCACUGUUGGUAGACCCGAAGACACUUUUCAUUUUGACCCAGAGUUCACUUCCAGAACACCAACAGAUUCGCCUGGCAUCCCGCCAAGUGCAAACACACACCAGCUGUUUCGGGGUUUCAGCUUUGUGGCAACUAAUCAAACUAAUCAGGAGGCCAGUGUUGCACCGGUGGCGCCUUCUCGACAGGAAGUGAACAUCAACCCCAUUGCACAGCAUAUUCGCGGAGACGUAGCCUUCAAAGAUGUGUAUGAGCUGAAGGAAGAAGUGGAACAGACAGGAUCUUUCGUCCGCAAAAGAUGUUUGCACAGAGUAACAGCUGUGGAGUAUUCAGUGAAGGUAUGGAGCUGA